ACCUUCCAACUGUUCAGUUGGGAAUUCAUCGGACCGCCGAAAAAGAGCUGCAAAACGAAACUGUGUUAGCCAAAGUGUUGUUGAAAGUGUUGUGACUAGUUGCUGUGUGGAAUUAUUGGUGCUGCUGAUUAAAUUUUCCCGAAAGAGGAAAAAUAAUGGUGCAGCAGCAGUUGAAGCGCCAAAACUCGGGACUGCCCCAAAUGGAGUCGAUAUCGCGUUUCGGCAGCAUUCCCGUCGUUGAGACAGGCAUCAAAACCGCGGGAACCGUCUAUCACCGGGUGAAGACCAGUAAUGGAUUGUUCAACUGGGGUUUUGAAACUGCGGAAGCCCUUACGUACGCUCUGAUGGAUUCUCUGCGUCCUGCAGCCAAAUUGAUUGAAGGGCCACUUCAUCGGUUGGACAAUUUCAUGUGUUUGAGUUUGGAUUUUGUCGAGCAGAAGGUACCAUCUAUGUAUCUACCACCGGAGAUGAUGUACUGGAACACCAAGGAGUACAUGUCAGAUCGUCUGGUCAAACCGGUGCUCAGUCGAGCCAACUCGAUGAAGCACCUUGGCCACGCUGUGCUGGAUUCUCGUGUUUCAAACUACGCAGCCAACCGGCUGGAUGGUGCGUUAAAUGUUUGCGACAAAUAUGUCGACCGAUUUUUACCAGCUGAACCAGCCGAGGACCAACCGGACGGUAAAUCAUCCUCUCCAGAGGCAGAUGAUUCCAACGAAACUCACGUCAUACAAACGAUUCAUCGUGGACAACGAAUUUCCCGCAAGUUGAAACGGCGAUUGACCUUCCGAACCCGCCAAGAGCUGAGUGCUUUGAAGAAACAAAGCACUGAAGCCGUCCACGUGGUGUUUUACGUAGCUGAACUUGUUGCCACCAAUCCGCGGUUGGCGUUGCAAAAGGGCAUCGAGCUCUGGAAAUAUCUAAGUGCUGACGAACCGGAAAACCAGGAACGACCGCAGAAUCUUGAACAUCUGGUUGUACUACUAACGCGCGAAUCUGCGCGUAAGAUGGUGCAUCUGAUCAACUACACCACCACCACCGUAACCAAAAUCCCCAAAACAAUUCGUUCCCAAACUCGAGAGCUGUUACAUCACUUUUUGUUCGCUACCGAUCGACUAAUAAAGGCGGUUCAUCUGGAGAAAGCUAAAAAUGCAACUAUUUCAGAGGCAACCGGAUUAGUGCACAAACUUCAACACACCUACGAUGAACUACAGAAUCAGACAAAUCUAGCUUUGGAACGUGUAGCAGUCUUUCUUUCCGGCCGGUUGGAAGCGGAAAAGAUCACCACCAGCGACAACCCUCGGCGAAGAAUCCAAAAUCGACCUAACAAUAACCCAAUGCAUUCUAGCAUCAAUGGCGUUUAUUAGUGUCCGGACAGCUGAACUGCUACACCGGCAACUCCAGGAGGGCAUUGCCGGUCCACUGAUUGAGGACGAUAUGCGAGACAUUUGGGUUUGAGCUAUCACGGCGCUGGACUGCAUGUGACGCGAAGUGGAUUGCUUGAUCUUUUUUAUUUUGUUUAUUUGUUAAUAAUAGAAUAAAAAUCCCUACAUCUUCGGUGGCACCGUAAUCUCACGGUAUUUGCAUUGAACAUCGUUACUGUAAUGGAAUUUAUGCUAGAGCGGUUUUUUGUCCGUCAACCAAUAAAAUCAUAUACCUACA
Molecule: messenger RNA, 1659 nt
Organism: Sabethes cyaneus
Lineage: Eukaryota; Metazoa; Arthropoda; Insecta; Diptera; Culicidae
Gene: Lsd-1
Product: lipid storage droplets surface-binding protein 1
Exons: 7
Coding region: 156-1364 (402 amino acids)
Biological process (GO): lipid storage; positive regulation of triglyceride storage
Cellular component (GO): lipid droplet; cytosol
Source: RefSeq, a predicted model, not a curated record